Alnus glutinosa is the source of this 1459-nucleotide messenger RNA. RefSeq names its product aspartyl protease family protein 2. NCBI's taxonomy places the organism in Eukaryota, Viridiplantae, Streptophyta, Magnoliopsida, Fagales, Betulaceae. Gene Ontology annotation, molecular function: aspartic-type endopeptidase activity. The transcript has a single exon. Gene Ontology annotation, biological process: proteolysis. The record is from RefSeq and is a predicted model, not a curated record. Bases 11 to 1366 code for a protein of 451 amino acids.
CCCCACAACAAUGGCGUCGCUGUCCCCACUCUCCCUCCUCCUCCUCCUCAUUUUCGCCUUCGCAGAUCAAUGCACCUCGCAAAACACCACAACCACGGAAUGCCUGAAGCUACCUUUGCUUCACAGGAGCCCUUUCCUAUCCCCAGCCGAGGCUCUCUCACGGGACUACCACCGCCUCUCGGCCUUCCACAACCGCGCGGUCCCCAAAUACCCCGUGGUCUCCGGCGCUUCCUCCGGCUCCGGCCAGUACUUCGUGUCCCUGCGCCUGGGCACCCCGCCCCAGAACCUCCUCCUCAUCGCCGACACCGGCAGCGACCUCAUCUGGGUCAAGUGCUCCGCCUGUAACACCAAAUGCUCCGCCGCAACCCACGUCCCCGGAUCCGCCUUCCUCGCCCGCCACUCCUCCACCUUCUCCCCCCACCACUGCUUCGACUCCCCGUGCCGGCUCGUCCCCCACCCGCCACGCUCCCGCUGCAACCACACCAGCCGGCUCCACACCCCUUGCCGCUACCAGUACUCCUACUCCGACGGCUCCGUUACCAGUGGCUUCUUCUCCAAGGAAACGACGACGUUGAACACCAGCGCCGGGAGAGAGGCCAGGUUGAAAAGUCUGGCAUUCGGGUGCGGGUUUCGGGUAUCGGGUCCGAGUGUUUCCGGCGCCAGCUUCAAUGGGGCCCAUGGAGUCAUGGGUCUGGGCAGAGGGCCCAUUUCGUUCUCGUCCCAGCUGGGUCGUCGAUUCGGUAACAAGUUCUCCUACUGUCUCAUGGACUACACAAUAUCUCCGCCCCCGACGAGCUUUCUGACGAUCGGGCACAACGUAUUUCCAAGAGUCUCUAGAAUACGCUUCACACCCUUGCAGACCAAUCCUCUGUCUCCCUCAUUCUACUACAUUGGCAUCCAGAGCGUCUCUGUGAACGGUGCGAAAUUACCGAUCAACCCUUCCGUCUGGUCCGUCGACGAGCGUGGUAACGGCGGAACGGUCAUAGACUCCGGCACCACGCUGACCUUCUUAGCCGAGCCGGCUUACCGUCAAGUUUUAGCGGCUUUUAAACGGCAAGUAAGAAGGCUGCCGAGUCUGCCUGAACCCACGCCAGGAUUCGACCUCUGCGUGAACGUCUCGGGCGUGUCGAGACCGAGUCUUCCCAGGCUGAGUUUCAGACUCGUCGGAAAUUCGGUGUUCUCGCCGCCUCCGAGGAAUCAUUUCAUCGAAACGGCGGACCAAGUCAUGUGCCUGGCGAUUCAACCCGUCAACUCGGAGAUCGGGUUCUCGGUGAUAGGGAAUCUGAUGCAGCAAGGUUUUCUGUUGGAGUUUGACAGGGAAAGGUCGCGGCUCGGUUUUUCACGUCAUGGCUGCGCUCUACCGUGAGUGAGUCGAUGACUCGCUGAACUCGUUUUGAUUUUUUUUUUUUUUUUUUUACAAUUUUAUUGCUGCAAUAUUAUAAGCGUAAUUAUUUUGGGA